UGGGUAUCUCGAAACUUUUCUGAGACGAUAAAGGAAAUCUCGUUCGCCGUAGAGUUAGUUCUCGCGAGACCGAGGGUGUUCAAACCUCCCCAUGAGCCCUUGCGGUUCCUCUUUCUAGCCGGCGCCUGAGAAUGGGUAUCUCAAGGGACAACUGGCAUAAACGCCGCAAGACCGGCGGUAAACGCAAGCCCUACCACAAGAAGAGGAAGUAUGAGCUCGGGCGACCUGCUGCAAACACAAAGAUUGGAUCUCGCCGCAUCCACACGGUGAGGGUCCGUGGUGGGAACAAGAAGUACCGAGCUCUGAGGUUGGACAAUGGAAACUUCUCAUGGGGCUCUGAGUGCUGCACACGGAAGACCAGGAUCAUUGAUGUGGUCUACAAUGCCUCCAACAACGAGCUGGUCAGAACCAAGACCCUGGUGAAGAACUGCAUCGUCCUUGUUGACAGUCUUCCCUUCAGGCAGUGGUAUGAGGCUCACUACGCCACUCCACUGGGACGCAAGAAGGGCGCCAAGCUGAGCCCUGAGGAGGAAGAGAUCCUGAACAGGAAGAGGUCAAAGAAGACCCAGAAGAAGUACGAUGAGCGCAAGAAGAACGCCAAGAUCAGCUCACUCCUGGAAGAGCAGUUCCAGCAGGGAAAACUGCUCGCUUGCAUCGCCUCCAGACCCGGCCAGUGCGGCAGAGCAGACGGCUACAUCCUGGAGGGCAAGGAGCUCGAGUUCUACCUGAGGAAGAUCAAGGCCAAGAAAGGCAAAUAGAUGUACAGCUGUUUGAUACGUCAAUAAAAUCCAAACGUCCCACAACUGUC
Molecule: messenger RNA, 808 nt
Organism: Oreochromis niloticus (Nile tilapia)
Lineage: Eukaryota; Metazoa; Chordata; Actinopteri; Cichliformes; Cichlidae
Gene: rps8a
Product: ribosomal protein S8a
Exons: 6
Coding region: 132-758 (208 amino acids)
Biological process (GO): translation
Cellular component (GO): ribosome
Molecular function (GO): structural constituent of ribosome
Source: RefSeq, a predicted model, not a curated record